Molecule: messenger RNA, 1341 nt
Organism: Acomys russatus (golden spiny mouse)
Lineage: Eukaryota; Metazoa; Chordata; Mammalia; Rodentia; Muridae
Gene: Bcl2l13
Product: BCL2 like 13
Exons: 6
Coding region: 1-1302 (433 amino acids)
Biological process (GO): apoptotic process; regulation of apoptotic process
Cellular component (GO): mitochondrion
Source: RefSeq, a predicted model, not a curated record
AUGGCGUCCUCUACUACUGUGCCUCUAGGAUUUCACUAUGAAACAAAGUAUGUUGUUCUCAGCUACUUGGGACUUCUCUCUCAGGAGAAACAACAAGGCCCCUCACCUCAAGGAGCUCAACUAGAUGUCCUGCCACAGUCCGUGGAUCCAGAAGUUCUACUAAAAGUUAAAUCUGAAAUUGAGGAAGAACUGAAAUCCUUGGACAAAGAAGUCUCUGAAGCUUUCACCAGCACAGGCUUUGACUGUCACACCUCACCAGUGUUCAGCCCUGCUAACCCUGAAAGUUCAAUAGAAGACUGCUUGGCCCACCUUGGAGAAAGGGUGUCACAGGAUCUGAAAGAGCCUUUGCAUAAAGCACUGCACACAAUCCUCAGCCAGCCAGUGACAUAUCAGACAUACCGUGAAUGUACAACGGAGACUGCAGUUCACGCCAUCGGAUGGAAUAAGAUUUUGGUGCCUCUAGUUUUGCUACAACAAAUGCUUCUGGAAUUGACACGACGAGGUCAAGAGCCUUUGAGUUCACUACUGCAGUUUGGCGUGACGUAUCUGGAGGACCAUGCAUCCGAGUUCAUCAUUCAGCAAGGUGGCUGGGGCACCGUCUUUAGUCUUGAGCCUGAGGAGGAGUUCCCUGGAAUCAUUGCAGAGGACAGCAAUGACAUUUAUAUACUGCCCAGUGAUAACUCUGGACAAGUUAGUCCCCCCGAGUCUCCAACAGUGACAACGUCUUGGCAGUCGGAGAGCCUACCUGUCUCACUGUCCGCUAGCCAGAGUUGGCACACCGAAAGCCUCCCAGUGUCUCUUGGGCCUGAGUCCUGGCAGCAGAUUGCAAUGGAUCCUGAAGAAGUGAAAAGCUUAGACAGCAGCGGGGCUGGGGAGAAGAGUGAGAACAACUCUUCCAACUCCGACAUUGUGCAUGUGGAGAAGGAGGAGGUGCCAGAGGAGGCGUUCCCCGGGGCUGCUGCGCCCUUGCUCCCACAAAUCACUACCAAGGAAGCCUCAGAAAUGAAGAGAAUUGAGAAAGCCAGCCCCACUUCAUCUGUGUUUGUGGAGUUUGGUGAGGAAGAGCUGGAAGCGGCAACAGUGCGGCCUGCUGCUGUGGAGGGGGUGGAGUGGGCUGUCCAGCUGAGUGAGGAGGGGACAGGCAGCAGGAGAAAGAGUCACACUGGGGAGGCCACCGUCGUCACGGGAGCAAAGGGUGCCCUGCCCGCUGAGGGCAAGGCUGUGCUGCUCUUUGGAGGGGCUGCUGCGGUGGCCAUCCUGGCGGUGGCGGUUGGAGUCGCACUGGCUCUAAGAAGGAAGUAACGGCUUUUUUAGAUGAGAGCGAAGACAAAAGGACUAUGG